CACCGCCCGAACAACACAGCGCUGCGACGCCGAUCUACAAUCGCCCCCAGGACAGUACUCACUCACACACUGGGCCCCAUGAGGCCCCGGCGUCCCGCCACUCUGAGGCCCGGGAGAGUGCGGGCCCCCUUCUGACAUGGGAAACGAGGAGAGCCAGCAACAAGGCGGGGGCGCCCCGGGUGGGCCCCCGCCCCAACAACAACAGGCGGGCUUCGGCGGGAUGGGUAUGCCCCGGUUCAGCGGGCCCCAGCCACCACAGCAACAACCUAGGCCAAUGGGACCCACAGGACCCAUGGCCCCUCGCCCUCGGGGCCCUGGUCCUCCCCUGCAACAGCCGCGAGGCCCCCGGCCCGUUCACCCCGUCCAGGUGGGGGUGCAGCCCUGGGCGGAACCGCCCGUCCAGCAGCCCCAGAGGUUCCAGCCGCCCGCCGUGCGGCCCCUGCAGCAACAACAGCUGCAACAGCAACAGCAGCAACAGCUGCAAAUGCAAAAGCAACACCAAAUAGAGGAAGAAACCGGGUUGGAUUUGAGUAGUCUGUCCGAAGCGGAGAAAGCUAAGAUCCUUUCAGUCAUGGCCCGGGCGCAGGACAUGGACGAGGACUACGAAAGGCACAAGAGGGCUAAGGAAGAGGCUGCUCCGCAGAUUCUCUGCCCCCUCUGCCAAAUAGUGGAUCUGGCGGUAGAGACUAACAAGAUGUGUGGAGACUGUGGGAAGAACUUUUGCCAAAAGUGUGGAACUUUUGUCCCGGGGGAAGGAAGGAGAUCCGUGUGGGUGUGCAACACGUGCUCCAAUCGGAGGAAGCAGCAGAGCGUCGCCAUGGCAACCGGACAGCAGCAAGACACCAACACCUACACCUCGUCGGGACAGAAGGUUGCUGGAGAUUCGAGCGGAAGGAAGGACGAUUCCAUGUCACGUGAGUACCACCUCCACCCCGUAGAUGACAUAGUAACCCCCCCACACUCAGAUACUACAGGGCCUGACGACUACUACCUCCUCAUUGAUGAUGACGACGACCAGUGGACCGACGACAUAGAAGACCGUGCCUCCAGCAUCCGGCGCAUGCUAGAAGAUGAGGAGGAAUACGACAGCGACGAGGGGGGAGGUGGAGGGGGUUCCUCCCUCCAGACUUACUACGACCGCAGCCCGGGGGAGGUGUACACCAUCCUAGAAGAAGAGGAGGAGAUGGUUUCGCCAAUGAUGGUGUCCCAGGGGAUGACCUGGGACGGGGAGUUGAACCCGGACACGGCGUCGUCACUGCUACGCUGGAGAGGAAUGGGCCAAUCAUCCCACCAACCGCAACAGCAGACAGUCCAGCAGUCGGUAUCUCUGAUUGGUACCUCUUCUAGUGCUAGUGGCACCGGGAUAGUUUCUGGAUCGCUUAUACCCAAUAGCGCCGUCGGCAGCAUUCCUAGGACUGUACCACUCACAUCCCUUUCCCAAAGCCCAGCAUGGCCAACUUCCACCCAGCCACAAGACCAGCAACAGCAAUGGAACCUCCAACAGGCGCAAAUGGUGCAACAAGUAACACAACAAAGUAGUCAACAACAACUCUCCAUGCAACAACAGCAACAACAACAACAGUUAUCUUCCCAGAAACAGCAGCAACUUCAGGGCAGCAAGCCAAUGGAUAUGAGUCAAGGCAUGGGCAUGAUGACUCAGCAACAACAACAACAUCAGAACCAGUUGCAAAAGCAGCAGCUGAAGAAGGGGGAAGACUGGUCACCGGUCACUGACCUGUCACCCAUACUUGACGUAUCACCUUCUUUAGAAGCUGCAGAGCAAGAACUGAUGGAGAAGUGCCAGGAUCAAUUGCGACCCAUUCCGAGGGCCACUUCCGGCACGAUAUCAGGAAUGCUGGCCGAUUUCAACAAGGCGCUGGGUUUGGCCACGACCCCAGAUGACGGCCAGCCACAGCGGAACCUGAUGACGGCCACGACGGUGGCACAACCUCCCACUCAGCAGCCAAUAAGCGGCACGGUUGGCGGCAGUGGGACAACCCAGCAAGCAGUGCUAACAAGCGGCACGGAGAUGGACCAGAACCAGAAUCUCGUGCAACAGCAGUUCCAGCUCCAGCAGCAGCAGCUGAUGAUCCAACAGCAGCAGCAGGUGAUCCAGCAACAACAACAACAGCUUCAACAACAAGUGCACCUUCAGCAGCAGAUGCAACAGCAACAGCAGCUGCAGUCUCAGCAACAGCAGCUGCAAGCUCAACAACAACAGCUUCAACAGCAAGAAAUGCAACAGCUUCAGCAACAACAACAAGCCACAGCUCUUGCACAGCAGCAACAGCAACAACCAAUUGGUGGAACAGCUCCGAUGCAGACCCAAUCCCAGCGGAAGGUUCACAGGCGUCUGCCUCAGCCUACUAUGGACCAAAUGCAUGCGGCCAUAGCAGCACAGACGCCCAAGAGCAAGUCCCGGACCCCCUCGAGCAUCGGCAGUUACCAGAGGCCCGUAUCCCCGAUUAUGCCCUCCUCCUCCUCACGGGCCCUCUACGAGAGCACCUCCUCCGGUCUCCUCGGAGUGACUCAAUCCACCUCCUCCUCAGUCAGCCCCACCCCAAGGAAGGAUCAAGAGGGUGAAACGGAGAGCGGCAAGAAGAUCCGACGCCGCCUACCACCUGUUCCCUUGGAUCAGGAACCCGUCCCCGUGCGCAGGACCAAGGACCGAACAAGAACCCUCUCCAUGGGUGCCAUGCCCCUCUCCUCUUCCGCUUCUGACCGGCCUUGGGAGAGAAGAAUUCCACAGAGGACAACAUCACUGGACGACGGUAUGUCCCUAACUACGACAACAAAGUCUGACCUCGAUUUCUUGGGACUAACUACUUCCACCGACACCUACCUCCAGUUUCUCUCCUCUACAUUGUUCGGUCCAACCACCACAACAACGACCACUUCUGUGCUGGCUUCUAUUCCCUCUUCUAUUGGAAUGUCGACCACCAGUAUGUUGGGACGGCGUGACCUGAGCGCCCCUCACAGCCUCUCUUCCUAUCUGCGAACCAGCAAUUACCUCCUAGAUUCGCAGGGCUCAGAAGGACCCAAGUUGCCCUCCUACAUCAUGUCCCUGAAGCAGCAACUGCGGGACGAACUCAGAUCCGUGACGGAACAGAGACGUCGCAUCACUGACCCUGAUCUUUCUGGGCUGCUCUCGCACUCGUCUUGGACCGACACAUAUGAUCCCCUCCGAAAGCUGGGCUCGUCUACCCUCCCCCCUGUUGGAGGCAGUCGCCUGACGGGAGGAGGCAGUGCCUCUCUACGGAGAGCCAGACACAGGAGGCAUGCCUCUGACACCAAGCUCUCGACCAUCUUCCCGACCUCUGCGUCUUUCGGCAGAGAGGGCUAUGACGAUCCUCUGUUACGUUACAAGCUGUACCAUCCUAGUAGCAGCAUGCCUUUCAAGUCUUUCGAGUUCGAGUCUAUCGACGACCACCUCAGGAGCGACGGACUGUAUAGCCAAUACAUGCGCACUUCCUACCCGCGUCGCUCCUCCCUCAGUGAUACACCACUCACCUCGAAAGCAGUGGAUUCGCCAGCUUUGAGGAGAUACAAUAGAGACAUGGCAAGAUUGCGUCGUCACACGGAUACAGGUCUGGUGUUCAUGGGUCUGGAUCCGUACGGUCGCAGCCAGAGGGCGCUGCAGAGGAAGGCGCGUUCGUGGCAUCCCUCGCCACACGCCUCCGAAGACGAGGAAGAGAGAGAGGAGAGGAAGGCCAAGGUCAAGGCGGAGAUCGCGCGACGCAGGCAGCACAUCGAGGAGAACUCAAGGCUGCACGACGAGCUGUACAAGGUCGCACGGUUCAGGGAUCCGGGAGGAGGAGGCUAUGUGAGCCCCGCGUAUGGUGACCGGCUUUACACGAGCCCUAUCUCCCUGGAGAGCGGAGGCUCUUCGCAGGACUCGGCCAGAGACCCGGACCUGGACCAGGACUAUUUCCUCCGGAACCAGCGCUACCCCUACUCCUCCACUUUUCCCGCCUACGGGUCUCACAGGAGAAGCGCCGCUCCCCACAGUUCCUAUUACACGUACAGCCCUUGGUCAUAUGAUUACGCGGAUGAUGACCUACUAUUGGACGGGGGUGCGUACGACUACAGUCCCCUGGCCACGACUGAUUCUGAGACCGACCUAGCACCGAUGCCCCUCCUGCCUGACAUGCCCACCCGGUCCAGGAAGCUGCUGCACGAUCUCGGUAGCACCCCGCUAGGACCGACCUACGACAAGCACUACCAGCAGUACCGCUCACACAGUGGUGCUCAGUACGAUGAUUAUGUAGAAGACCGUCGACCCCCUCCUCCUCCCUCGGGGGAUCACCAGCACAGCAACAGCCACCUGCGAAAAGCUCAAAACUCGAAAACCAGUCAGAAGUACGACUUUCCUGUAAAAAGAAUAUUGCUCACCAGAGAUCCCAAGGACCGUUCCGUCAGUGGUAACGGCCUGGGCAUGAAAGUGGUGGGCGGGAAGGAGAUCCCAGGGAGCAACGGUAUGAUCGGAGCGUACGUCGCGCGCAUCUACCCGGGAGGGGUCGUCGAAACGCUCGGGGAAGUCAGAGAAGGUGAUCAAGUUCUGGAGUGGAAUGGCGUGCCUCUGACCGGUAAAACCUACGAAGAGGUUCAGAGGAUCAUCGCAUCGUCCGGAGACGAAGUGGAAAUCGUUAUUCGAAGCGACUUCAACAUGUUGAGUUCUCGUUCCUCUUCCCAUCACCAUCACCAUCAUCAGCACCCUCAAAACCGAUUGUCUCGCAGCAGCGGCGGGGAAAGACACGGGGGACGAAAUUAUAGCCACCCUCACCAGUCUGGGGGAUACCGGUCGUCCAGGAGCGACACCGACGGCUACAACAGGAACUACGACAAUGAGAAUUACUACCAGCCGCCGGCCGAUGAAGGGGUGAAUAAUUCCAACUACGGGGGUUCUUCGUCUCCCUCCAGGGGCUAUCAAGGAUCCAGCAGAAGACAGCAAAGAAUCGUCUCUCCUGUCAACGAGAAAGGAGACAGCGAGAUGAACAAGGAGAAGUACAGAGCGGAAGAUAUAUCUGGUGAAAUACAGCUCCAAGUGUGCCACGACUCGAAAGCAGGGAUCCUCUACGUGACCAUCGUCCGUGCUCGGAACCUGGUGACGUCACGCGACAACAGUGGUCUGCCUGACCCUUACGUCAUCUGUUACCUGCUGCCUGACAGAUGCUUCGAGAACCAGCGUCGCACGCGGUACUUCUCCCGCUGCAGCAACCCCGAGUGGAAGCAGACGAUGGUCUACCCGCAUGUGCCCCAGGACCAGCUGAAGAAGAAGCACCUCGAGAUAUCGGUGUGGAACUACGACAUCAACAGGCCUCCCGAGUUCCUUGGAGAGGUCAUCAUCGACCUCAAAGACUCCUCUGUGAUCGAUGAGCAGUCUCGCUGGUACAAGCUCCAUCCCCACGACCCCAAGAAGUACCCGUGCCAGUCAUCGUCCACCCUCAACAACGAAGGCGCCAUGAAGAUGGCCAGACUCAACAACCCCUCCACUCAGAAGAACUCACUCUACUUCGAAGGAGCAGACGACAUCAGGAAGAGCAACAACUUGGAGAAGAGAUUUUUCAAACAGAUGACAAAAAAGUCCAAUGUCACAGAGAACUACACAAGGGCCAGUGAGCAAUCAGAGUUGGCGCCUUCCAGCCCUCCACACGGGCAACAUCACCGCCCACCCGCUACUUCCACAGGGAUGCCACGGCGCCGUCUGCUCAAUCCUAUGACACCGGACAUCCUCAUAACAGCGCUGUGCUGACCCUUGAGUACGUGACUCGAAGAGAAGCCAUCUCAAGCUAACUGAAAAACAAAAUUUGGAAGUUGUUGCUGCUCAAAGACUGGAUAUUGUCCCGCUGCAAUUUCACACAUUAUCUUCUACUUUUAUCUAAAUUACUGUUUCGAAACGAGUAGCCACUAGAAUCGCAUUUCCAAAGGUGCGUCGCAUCGGAACCUUCUGAAGAAGAAAGGAAGCGCGAAGAAAUGUCUCCGGUGAAACUUCAGUUUCUGCAAUAAUCUUUGAUUCAAAUAUAUUAUGAAGUAAUAUAUAUAAGUAAAAGCAGUAUUUCGUCAAUUAGAAGAAGUCGAGGUUUUCAAAUUUCAAUCAUUAAAGAUUGGAAAUGUUCUUUUUUCUCCCUUCCAAUAAUAUAUUUUUUCCAAUACGUUACAGUUGCAGAAGAAUCAAUAAACGUGCGCCAAUCAAAUCAGUGAAAUAAAUUUUGCUAAAUAUAUAUAUAUCUAUAUAUAUAUACCCGUUUUAAUUCUUAUUUCAAACAAGAACUAAUUAAGUUUAUGCUUAGCUAAACUCUUGUUUGAUUAGCUGAAAGGAAACUUUAACAAUAGGAAAUAUGAAGGAUUUUCUUCAAAGUUAUAUUUGUAGAUAGCCAUAUAUAAUAUUUUUCAGCUUAUUUCAUGACAUUAAUUAGUUUUGAUUACUAGAGAAGUAUUUUUUCACGUACAGAUGAAGAAGUUCGACAACGUACAUUUUUUUGUUUUGUUUUAUAUCCAUUACUGCAUCUCAAGCGUUAUAUCAACAGAACUGUAGAGUAUUAACUGAUUCCUCCUUUUCUGACUUGUGUUGACGACCUCUGCCGGUUGCUAGAUGAGAGCGCAGACGACUUCUGACCGGUGCGAUGCCCGUUGCCACCGACUUCCUCCGGUCUCUCAAAAGGAAUUGUGAUAUUAUAUAGGAAGAAAACUUUCCCCGUUUCUCUCUCCUGUACUAGUAGAACGUUUGGUAGAACAAUCCUUGAACUCUAGAACUGAAAAAGAAUGCUCUCGAACGACCAAUAUUUCUAUGCCAAACGACUUUUCCAAUCUCACCAUUUUUUUCUUCUCUGCCAUUGUGUAGAAUGUGUUCAAGAAAAAAAUUUCUGUUUUGCCAAAAUAUCUGUUAAAAAUUUUUAAACCAGAAAUGGACUAUUUUUAUAAAUUAAUUUCUUUUAUUUAGAUUAGACAAAUUUUUUUUACAAAAUUUUCAAAAAAAAUCUCCAUUUUGUGAUGUUUUAUUCCCGAAUUUAAUUUCUGAACAGUUUUCCUAACAAUGGCAGGAAGAUGGAUGCUCCCCUCCCUUUGCUCCCUGGGAACCUUCCACCCCCUCCUCCUCUGAACAAAUGGUCCAAUCCCUCUCUCUUGAUAGUUGUAAAUAAUAACUAAAUGCAUAUAAUAUAUUAUUCCAUACAUUUAAGUAAAAUAUAUACUACUUUAUUGUUGUAUGUACACAAAAACACACAAACACACAUAUAUAAAUAUACUAAAUAUAUAUAUAUAUAAAUAUAAAUACAUAUACUGUAUAAAUACUUCACCGUGCUACAAGAAGUCUUUUUCCCUGUCAAUACAUGAAAUUUAGGUGUCAAAUUGUGUUUUUACAAAUUUCUCUUUAUAUAUAUAAAGCAUCGUUACUGCCUCUAUGUACAGUUAAUGGACCUUCAAUUAGAAUAGUUGUCAAUGGACUUGAAAGUGAAACAUUGCUGACCUUAAAUUUCAUGUCGAUGUUAAUAGAGUCCCUUGGACUUGAAUCUACAAGAUGCAGACACCACUCGUCUUUCCAUGUUAAGUGGUCCAGCGUGAGACAAAAGGACCUUUCAACUUCCUUCGUGCUUUACUUGUUCCAGAGGUGUCCCGCCCCUGGUUGUCUCACAUUUCGAUGAACAGAUACAAUAUCCUUGGAGUAACAAAAUUUCAUUAUGAUUGCUACCAAAAAUCCAACAAUAUUUUAUGUUUCAUAAUCGAAUAUUUCUUGAUAUUUUACGUAUUCAUUCACAAUGAAAUACGCAUUCUUCGGAAUGAAAUGUAUUUUUUUCUUCUUAUAUAGUAUUUUGAUUUAGUUGUAGAAGCUAUAUAUUGCUAUCCAUUCUUUUUUCAAUCAUGAUUG
Messenger RNA from Argiope bruennichi, 7864 nucleotides. RefSeq lists its product as uncharacterized. Gene Ontology annotation, cellular component: axon; cytoskeleton of presynaptic active zone; glutamatergic synapse. NCBI's taxonomy places the organism in Eukaryota, Metazoa, Arthropoda, Arachnida, Araneae, Araneidae. Gene Ontology annotation, molecular function: protein binding; structural constituent of presynaptic active zone. The transcript has 29 exons. The coding region runs from base 137 to 5752 and encodes 1871 amino acids. The record is from RefSeq and is a predicted model, not a curated record. Gene Ontology annotation, biological process: protein localization to synapse; presynaptic active zone assembly.